Molecule: messenger RNA, 857 nt
Organism: Ahaetulla prasina
Lineage: Eukaryota; Metazoa; Chordata; Lepidosauria; Squamata; Colubridae
Product: alpha-tectorin-like
Exons: 1
Coding region: 210-776 (188 amino acids)
Source: RefSeq, a predicted model, not a curated record
ACCCCAGGGUCUCUCUAUAUGCAUUACAUCUUGUCUUAUUUUCUUUUGCACGAUGAAUUUUCUGGCUCAUUUCUUUGGGAUUGGAUUAAACGACAUGCAUAUGUCUUUCAGAGUUGACCUGCCCGCCAAAUAGCUAUUACGAGCUCUGUGGCUCUCCCUGCCCUGCCUCUUGCACCCAACCAGCUGGACCUCCAAACUGCUUCCGGAGCAUGUGUAUAGAAGGAUGCCAGUGUGAAGCGGGGUUUGUGCUGAGUGGCACUGACUGUGUGCCGUGGGAGCAGUGUGGCUGCAGCUACAACGGACGGUAUUACUUGAAAGGGGAAACGUUCUUCCUGGAAGGUGAAAAUUGUAAAACAAAAUACCGCUGUGAUGGCUCCAUCUCUUCCAUUGAAGCUGAUGGUUCCUUCUGCGGUCCUGACCAAUUCUGCGGCACUCGGAAGGGAGUGUAUGGUUGCCACGCAUUGGCAGAUGGCAUCUGUCGAGUUUCUAAAUUUCUCCACUAUACCACCUUUGAUGGUCAGCAGUAUAACUUCCAAGGGAUCUCCACGUACGUCUUGGUGGAACUGUGCCCAGCGUCCAAGUCUUUACCAUCUUUCAGGGUUGAGGUGAAGAACGAGAAGCUGCUCAACAGCCCUUUAUCUGUACUAUCAGAGGUUAUUGUAUCCGUGAACAAUACUCAGAUACACCUGCAGAGAGAACAUCAAGGAACAGUCAAGGUAAAUAAAGUAAGGUCAACGUCUAAUUCUAGGGGAUUGCCUUGUUCUUUUGUCAAUUGAACCGGUGGAAAUUUUGACUGGUGAGGAUAAACUCAAUCUUCCUUAACCUGAUGCUCUUCAGAUGAUAUGAGUUUACAGUUU